Molecule: messenger RNA, 2670 nt
Organism: Bombina bombina (fire-bellied toad)
Lineage: Eukaryota; Metazoa; Chordata; Amphibia; Anura; Bombinatoridae
Gene: DOLPP1
Product: dolichyldiphosphatase 1
Exons: 8
Coding region: 15-731 (238 amino acids)
Biological process (GO): lipid biosynthetic process; protein N-linked glycosylation
Cellular component (GO): endoplasmic reticulum membrane; intracellular membrane-bounded organelle
Molecular function (GO): dolichyldiphosphatase activity
Source: RefSeq, a predicted model, not a curated record
GGUAUCCGGGUAAGAUGGCGGCGGUAGAGCAGUGCUCGCUGUCUGUUCAAUGGCGUCCGGUUUCCCUCACUCAUGUAGAAUAUCCUGAAGGCGAUGUUUACGGACACCUGUUAGCCUACCUCAGUCUGGGACCCGUCUUCAUUCUCAUCAGUUUUGUGACGUUAAUCGUUUUCAAAAGGGAACUUCACACGAUUUCUUUUCUAGGCGGUUUACUCAUGAACGAAGGUGUUAACUGGUUAAUAAAGAACAUAUUCCGGGAGCCCCGUCCUUGUGAAGGAACCCACACGACAGUCACAACAGAAUAUGGCUUGCCGUCCAGUCAUUCCCAGUUUAUGUGGUUUUUCUCUGUUUAUUCAUUCCUCUUCCUCUAUUUAAGGAUGCACCAGACAAACAAUGCUCGUUUUCUGGAUCUGCUGUGGCGACACGUGCUGUCCCUCUGUCUGCUGACGGCAGCCUUCCUAGUGUCAUAUAGUAGGGUGUACCUGAUGUACCACAGCUGGAAGCAGGUAGUGUACGGAGGGGUGGCCGGCAGUAUACUGGCAAUUAUAUGGUUUGCCAUUACGCAGGAGAUCCUAACGCCGAUCUUUCCUAGGAUCGCAGCCUGGCCGAUUUCUGAAUUCUUUCUCAUCCGUGAUGCCAGCCUAAUACCCAAUAUCUUGUGGUUUGAAUACACAGUCACCCGGGCACAGGCUAGAUCCAGACAACGUAAACUCGGUACCAAGCUUCAGUGAGUCAAGAACAAACAAUGUGGCAGGGCGGGGUUUAACUAAUAUGAUCCAACAAUAUCAUGGCAGCUGAAAGGAACUGAAGCCGGUACAGCACAUGGCGUAGCGAGGAUGGUUUAAACUGACAAAGGGGACAGUCGGCUCUUGAUGGGAUUACCAGGUCUAACCUGGGGAAUACUCAUAUAUGCACGCUAUCCAGUGAACUAAACUCUGGAGGGACGACAAUUACGGAUAAGCGAGCUGUUAACGUUUCUCCCUCCUGGAGACUAAAAUACAUAUUCCUGCAAGUCCUUUAACUGCAUGCAUUAUCCACUAUUUAUUUUUUUAAUGAAAGCCUGUUUGGUUGGCCUAGAAGAAGCAUUCACUGCCUGGCAGUGGUUGUAAUUCUAUAUAUUCCCUCCGCCACACCCUUAACUACCAACCAUAAAACCUGCAAAUCUUUGUAGCCGCUAUAUAAGCCCAUAAGGGCUGCAGUUCUAUUACUAGAGGUGCCUAUUGUUGAUUGAGUGAGGGCUGAAAGCCAUCCCCCAUUGCACUUUCUACAAGAUUUCAAGAAAGGACUAAAUCCUUUUAACACUAGUGAUUUUUUUUUUUCUUUGUGCGUGUAUGGGAAACUGCGUGAGAGGUGGGAGCUUUUUUCCCCCCUAUUUCUUUGUUACUCAGACGUUACCGCGAGUGAAUUCUGCAGCAGUGAGUGUACUAACCAUAUCCUAUUACCUUCCGGCGUCUUAUCUUAGAUGUAUAUUUCAUUAACCCCUUGGUGCUGUUCUUUGUCAUGUCCCAGUUAUUAAGAACACCACAACAGCAUGAAUUUCUUACUGUGAAAAGACACCUGUAUAUCCUACUUUCUGCUAUAAAAGCUACAUUUGUUACUGAUAUUCUUCUAUGAAGUCAGUGGUAAAAUAAAUCCUCACAUAUAGAGGAGUGCUGUGACAUUCCCUUUAAUGAAGUUUACUUUUUUUCCCCCCUUUUAAUUUUAGGGUCAUAAGUUAAAAAUAAAUACAGAAUAAAACGAGUGCUAACUAGAUAAUUUAACAACUACUCCCUACACUAGCCGUGUCAAAUGACCAAUAGUGCAAGAUUGAAAUAUUGUUGAUUUGGCCACACCUGGGAAAAAAGAAUGCGUCAUUUUGUGGAGGCCCUGGUGAGAGGUAGAUUUGGUGAAGUCUGUAACCGUAUCAAGUUGUCCAUUUAGACUUCAAAAUCUUGACAUAUUCACGUAAUACUUUGUGGCAUUGAACCUGAAACUGGAUUUAAAAUGAAAUCCCCACAGUCUAGCACACCCUUAUAAUCGGAUCAAUUUCUAGGAUAGCUAUGUAGGUAUAUAUUUGUCAAAACAGAUUAUCUGCUGAGAAAGUUUGGUGUCUUAUAUGAAAUCAGCCUGGUGAACAAAGAAAACAAAACUGUCAUUUUUAUGGAAGCAAAUUUGUUUUAAUAAUUGUUUUAAUCAUAUCAACACACGUCUAUGUAGUCUCUAAUGAUACUAUUAACAAAAGUCAGGAUGUCUGUUUGCUCCUUUUUUUUUAGAUUUUUUUUUUCUUCUCAUCAAUAGCUUUACUACCUUGAAUAUGCGAAGGUAUGCGAAGGUGUUUUUUUUUUUACGCAUUGUUAGCCCAGAUAUGAACUAAUUGUGGGAACACAACUGACAUUUUGAUAAAUUGUUGCUUGCAAUUACAGGACAUUUAAAUGCAGAAACUGCACAAGUGUGUUUUGUUUCUCUCAGCGGAUAACUGCAUGGAAAAUCCACAAUUCCUAAAUUCAUAUACCUGCAAAAAAGAGAACUUUCCAGUUUUAAACAUUUUGUUGCAUAAGGCUGCGAGAUGCUCUGACUCUCUAACUCAUGUUGCAUCCUCUGAUAACUUUUGUAAUGUCUUUUUUGUAAUUCAAAUGUGAGUUCAAUCUGAAACUGAUUUUUUCCUUAAAAUAAAACCAAUGCAAAAUAUCA